Messenger RNA from Arabidopsis thaliana (thale cress), 789 nucleotides. RefSeq names its product ATP-dependent helicase/nuclease subunit. The record is from RefSeq and is marked reviewed. Lineage: Eukaryota; Viridiplantae; Streptophyta; Magnoliopsida; Brassicales; Brassicaceae. The coding region runs from base 215 to 418 and encodes 67 amino acids. The transcript is spliced from 2 exons.
GAACGUAAUUUAAAGUGAGAGAACCAGUUUACUUGAUUCUGGAUCUAAACCGAAGCGGACAUAAGCUUGGUUUAAAUGUACCAAAAAGAAAGAAUUGAACCAAUUGGUACGGUUCUAAUCUUGGUUCCGGUAAAAUGAAAAGGAAUUCUAAAGAGAUUGAGAGCUGUAAAGUUGGAAUCGAAGGAAGAAGAGACAAGAGAAAGUGAGGAAAUUAAUGGCGUUGAGCUCAAUGACAUGGGGUUACGCACGGAUCAUAGCUGGAACACUUCUCGGCGGGGCCCUCGGAUUCUACGUAAUGCAUCGCAUCGAAGUUAGCUACAAGAUGAGGAUGGAGGAAGCGUUGAAUCAAUACGAGAAGGAUAUGCAGAAGAGACAAGAAGAAGAAAAUCUUAUUCAGAUCAAUGAAGAAUCUGUUUAGCUUAUUUCUUGGUAGCAUGCCUUCAAAGUGUUCGAUGAAAUGCCCAACAGAUGUUUGAUGCUGUUUUGACUUUUUUUCUCUCAUGUAUUUUUCGGUUUGGUUUGGUCUGGCAUUAUGAAAAUGUUUCAUUUGUCUUUGGUUUAAUAACUAUAUACCAUGAUGGUGGACCAGAGAAGCAGCCAUAUUGAGCAUUAUAUGUAUCUUUCAUCUAUUCAAAUGUUUCUUAAAGAAACAACUAAAUCCUUAUUACAUCAAAAUUGCUGUUCCAUCCAAAUCCUUAAUCAGUUAUGUUUCUGUUGUUGUUGUUGUUGUCGUUGUCUGUUAGAAUGUGAUGAGGAUUUGAUGUAUUAGCUACAUAACUUUGAUUUUGG